Messenger RNA from Myotis lucifugus (little brown bat), 5961 nucleotides. RefSeq names its product NHS like 1 (gene NHSL1). NCBI's taxonomy places the organism in Eukaryota, Metazoa, Chordata, Mammalia, Chiroptera, Vespertilionidae. The record is from RefSeq and is a predicted model, not a curated record. The coding region runs from base 77 to 4735 and encodes 1552 amino acids. The transcript has 8 exons. Gene Ontology annotation, biological process: cell differentiation.
GGGCUGGGAGACAGCUGUGCCUAGCACUGCAGGCUGCUCGCCGCAGAGCACAGCCCCUCCAUGGGACUGCUUCACAAUGUUCUGCCUGAAAGCGGUUUCCAACCUAGAUGAGGAGAGCAGAUGGACAGUCCACUACACUGCUCCCUGGCACCAGCAGGAGAACGUGUUUCUUCCGGCCUCGAGGCCCCCCUGCGUGGAGGACCUGCACCGCCAAGCCAAGCUCAACCUCAAAUCAGUGCUGAGGGAAUGUGAUAAGCUGCGGCGGGAUGGCUACCGGAGCUCUCAGUACUACUCCCAGGGACCCACCUUCGCCAGCUCCGGUCCACCCAGCGAUGAGUAUCAAGAUGAGGAUGAUGAAACAAAUCAGAAGGGUUCUAUCUCUUCCUUGGAAGAGGAAAGACAUAUUUCCAUCAGGAGACCUAAAACGCCAACCUCAAGUGACCUCCCUGACCUUAAUACUCAGACGAACUGGGCCCAGUCUCUUCCCUUGCCAACACCAGAAGAGAAGAUGCGACUGCAUGCCCAGACAGUCCAGGCUGAUGUGGUUCCUAUUAACAUAACCGGGGAGAAUUUCGAUCGCCAGGCCAGCCUUCGGCGGUCUCUAAUUUACACAGACACUCUGGUAAGACGACCGAAGAAAGUCAAAAGGAGAAAGACUAUUACAGGAGUCCCUGACAACAUACACAAGGAGCUAGCCUCUGGCACCGGCCAGGAUGGUGUUGGUGGUCACUCGGUGUACGCCCCCGACCACUGCUCCACACUAGGAAGGCUUGGCGGCUGCCGGUCUGCGGGGCAGCGCUCGGAAACCCGGGACUCCAGCUGCCAGACGGAGGAGGUGAAGGUCGUGCCGCCUUCCAUGAGGAGAAUCAGGGCCCAGAAGGGGCAGGGCAUCGCCGCCCAGAUGAGCCACUUGUCAGGCUCCUCCGGGAACAUGUCUGUGCUGAGCGAUUCUGCGGGCAUCGUGUUCCCCUCUCGCCUCAACACCGAUGUGGGUUUCCACAGCCUCCCCCGAUCCGGAGCGAGGGCCAGCAUUCAGUCCCUGGAGCCCCGGCCGGGCGCCCCAGGCCCUGCGCAAGACCUGGAUGGCACGUUCGAAAACCCAGGGCAGUUAGGAGGUGCCUCAAGGACCGGGACGCUUUUUAGGCCCAAAUCUCAGGAGCUGAGGCGCUUUGAGAGUGAAAACAGAGCAAGCCCAGCGUGCGUGGUGUCUCCCCACGGGACGUACAGCACCAGCGUCAUCCCCAACGCCACCCUCUCCUCCUCCUCAGAGGUUAUUGCUAUCCAGACUGCUCAGAGUUUGGGGCAGCUGGACAGUAGAAUGACCAGCUCCUCUUCCCACACGAAGGUGAGACCCAGAGACCACCUGCUGCCCAGGCACUCUGGUGAAGGCGACCGCCCGUCUCCCAGUGGCACCUGGAGUGAGGGCCCCUCCACCAUCGUCUCGCGGGCUUUCGACCCCCACCCGCCCAGGGCAGCCACGCUCCUGGCCCUCUGUGACUCGGCAGUCUCCCUCAACACCCCAGCAAACCAGGAGAACGGGUCCCAAGCCAUGGCCUAUACCUGUAGAAGGAACCCGAACUUCCCAGCCCACCCCCAGGACGUGGACGGCCAGAGCGAGCCCAGUUACUCAGGAGGCGGGGGGCAUGGUGGCGGGGAGCCCUGGGAAUACAGUGCCUCGGGGAGCGGGCGGGCAUCCCCCCUGAAGCCUCACGUGGCGACUCCUGGUUGCUCCACUCCUGGAAGUAACAUGAGCAGCUGCAGUUUGGACCACACGUGCCACAGAGAGGGCGCCAGGUCCCUGUACUCAGAGGACCACGAUGGCUACUACGCAUCUGUGCACCCCGAUGCUGGGCCCGGGCCCGGGAGUCUGUGCAGCAGCAACAGCAGCAAUGGCUUUGGGAACCCCAGGCACAGCGUGGUCAAUGUGUUUGAUGGAAGAGCUCCGAAGAACCAGGGGGACAAAUCCCAUUCUCGAAACAUCUCCUUGAAGAAAGCAAAGAAGCCGCCCCUGCCCCCCUCUCGGACGGACUCGCUGCGCAGGGUCCCCAAGAAGAACGGCCAGGCCAACGGGCAGGUGCUCAACGAGAGCCUCAUCGCCUCCCUCCAGCACUCGCUGCAGCUGAGCCUCCGGGGCCAGGGCGGCCUGUCGCCCUCGCAGAGCCCCUGCAGCGACCUGGAGGAGCCGUGGCUGCCGCGCUCCCGCAGCCAGAGCACCGUCAGCGGGGGCAGCAGCCUGGCCUCGGCCACCGCACCCCAUGGCUGCGCGCCGGGCGGGGUCACCCCGUCCCAGAGCGACACGAGCAGCGUCAAGUCCGAGUACACGGACCCGUGGGGCUACUAUAUCGACUACACGGGCCUGCAGGACGACCCUGCGAGCCCCGGCGGGGGCCGUGCGGCUGGCAGCGGGGCGCCAACUGGCAACGGGCCGGGCCGCCACGUCCCGGAGGGGUGCAGGGCCGCUGCGCCCCACCUGCCCGGCGGCUCCGUCAAACCAAAGACCACGUCGCCUGAGAAGGCCCACCGGGUCACCUCCCCCUCCAGCGGGUAUUCCAGCCAGUCCAACACGCCCACCGCGCUCACCCCCGUGCCUGUGUUUUUAAAGUCCAUGUCGCCCGCCAAUGGGAAGGGCAAGCCCAAGCCCAAGGUUCCAGAGAGGAAGUCCUCCCUGGUGUCUUCGGUCUCCAUCUCCUCCUCGUCCACGUCCCUGUCCUCUAACACGUCCACGGAGGGAGGCGGGACGGUGAGGAGGCUGGACUCGGCGCCGGCCUCUCUGCCUGCUGCCCCUUCUCUCCCCUCUCCCUCGUCUCCAUGUCCCGCGGACACGUCUCCUUUCCUCCCUCCUCCGCCGCCUUCAGCAGACUCCCCCGAGGGCCCUCUGCCUCGGUCUCCCCUGUUCCCCCCUCCACCCCCAGAGGUUCUCACUCCCUUCUGUUCUCCCGACGCAGGCUUUCCUCCUCCCCCCACCGCCCGGAGCCCCCUUCUGGGCUCACCUGCCUCGGUGCUACCCCCUCCACCCUCUUUACCCUCCUCGGUCCCUCCUCCUGCCCCACCACUCGACCCCAAGUUGAUGAAAGAUGCCAGGCCUUCAUUCAAAAAGUCUAGCCAGCCAACCUCCCCGCAGGAGGCCUGCAGACCGCCGGGGACCACGGAGGAGGGCGGCAGGCCUCCCCUGCCCCUGAUCACCGCCGAGGCCCUGCAGACGGUGCAGCUCAGGCCGGUGAGAAGGAACUCAGGAACCCAGGGAGCGCCGCUAUCUGAACCAGCAUCUCAGGAAAAACGAACUCCGCCGGUGCCCCAGUAUCAUUUAAAGCCAUCUGCCUUGCUGAAAUCCCGAAAUAGCAUAAAUGAAAUGGAGAGUGAAAGCCAGCCUGCCUCCGAGACAAGCCCGCUUCCGACUCCUGCCAAGAUCAUGAGUCAGGGUCACCGGGACGGUGCAGCCGAGCGUGGCCGCCCGAGCCGCAGCCCGGGCAGUGCCGGGGAGGCGGAGGCCGGGCCGGGCCCCGGGACCGCCCCGCUCCAGAGGGCCCCCGCACCUUCGCCCAGCAAGAAGCCACCCCCCAUUUCCAAGAAGCCCAAACUGUUCCUGGUGGUGCCACCUCCGCAGAGAGAUUUCACAGUGGAGCCAGCAGAGAACGUGAGUGGAGCGGUGCCCAGCCCCACGAGGGGAGAGGCCAACGAGACUGGUGCAGCCCCGGCUGGUUCUGAUGAGACCGACUCCUCCGGCAGCUCGGUUCUUGAGGGAGGAGCUGCAGGAUCCACGUCCCCAGGCAGAAGGGAAGCCAAUGUCCCCAUGGUGCAGCCCAGUGCCUCGCCAGCCCCCAAGCAGGAGGAGCCAGGCACCGAGAACAGCGUGGACCGCGGGGGCCAUGCGGAGGAGCGCUGCCCGGCUCUGCAGGACCCAGGGCCCCGGGUGCCGGAGCCCGACGCGGCUGGCUCUUCCCCAGAGGUCUUUGACUUCCUUAAGGAAGAAGGGAGUGAUGAGGUGAUGACCCCCAGUAGACCCCGGACCACAGAAGACCUCUUCGCAGCUAUUCACAGAUCCAAGAGGAAAGUCCUUGGCCGUAAAGAUUCAGAGGACGAUCACACCAGAAACCAUUCUCCCUCCCCGCCAGUGACGCCCACCGGUGCCGCCCCCAGCCUGGCCUCCCCAAAGCAGGUGGGAUCGAUCCAGAGAAGUGUCCGCAAGAGCAGCACCAGCAGUGACAACUUCAAAGCUCUGCUGCUGAAAAAGGGGAGUCGGUCAGACACGGGUGCCCGCAUGUCCGCAGCCGAGAUGCUUAAGAACACAGACCCUAGGUUCCAGAGGUCAAGGUCGGAGCCCGCGCCAGACGCUCCCGACAGCCCGUCCAGCUGUUCCCCGAGCAAGAACAGAAGGGCCCAGGAGGAGUGGGCCAGGAACGAAGGCUUGAUGCCUCGGAGUCUGUCCUUUUCCGGCCCCAGGUACGGCCGCAGUCGAACCCCACCUUCGGCAGCCAGCAGCAGGUACAGCCUGCGGAACCGGAUCCAGAGCAGCCCCAUGACCGUCAUCUCGGAAGGCGAAGGGGAGGCCACGGAGCCUGUGGACACCAGGGCUCGCCGUGUCCUGGGCGCUGCAAGGGGCUGUUCCCUGGACGGACUGGUGGGGGAUGACAUGGAUGGGGGAAGCCUGCCAUGUGGUCCCGCAGAUGGGACAACCGGUGCCCAGGGCAGGGGCCCGUCGGAACAGUGCGGGGGUCCUCUGAGGGAAGCAAGUUAGGGGCAAGAAUGGGAUCUCCCAGGUGACGUGGGGGGAUGCACAACCCAUCGCUCUAGGAAGCCCGAGGAGCCCUUCCCUGUCUGCCCAGGGAUCCCACCCGUGUGUGUGCUGUGGACCCGGGCACUGCCUUGCCUGCAGUGGAUGAGGGUCACCUAGGACUCACUUGGCACUUGCCCUGUGGCUUAAAAGCAAGUAGAAGCUUAACUUCUGAAAGUGCUUCCUGGGGAAGAUUUUUUUUUUUUUUUUGGUUAAAUGUUGGGUGUGUGUGAAUAGGUGUGUAUGUGUGCAUUUUGAACACUUUAUGUUUUAAGAAAAAUACACAGACACACAACAUGUACAGAUAUAUGAGGAGAAAAAGACACAAGUAGAGUAAUGGAAGCUUCUGGACUAGGUGGCGAUGCUUUGAAAGUAUGUGUGGAAAUGAGUGCGUUCCAGAAGGGAGAGGACCGUGACUUCGAGAACGAGGUGGUAGAUUUGCUGGUUCUGAGUGCACAGAACGCAUGGGUAUAGGCACAGGUGUGCUUUCGUGGUUAACCCGAACGGUGGGGAAAGGGCUAAGUGACUAAUGGGUUCAGGUACUUUUUUCUGGGGGAAAAAAGGCUUUGUUUCUUUUUUGUAAAAAUGACAAACAUUGGAAGGGACAGCGCUGUAGUCGGAGCCUGCUGCUGUGCAGCCACAGACACAACUCGCAGCCCGAUUGUUAGAAACGUGGGUGAUUUUUUAAUGAAUUUCCUCCUUUAUAGCGGGGACCUUCGAGAACUGAAAUGAGGGUGUGCACAUGCAGAGAGGGUGAGAGAAGGCAGAGGAGCGAGUGAUACACUGCUGCAAUUUGUUUCCUGCUUAUGAAAUAAACUUAUUUUUCAGAAUGAAAUUUGAAAACUUGCACUACAGAACUGUGGGUGGAGCUUUUCCUUGUACAACUGUUUUUACCAGAGUUUAAACGUCCAUUUGGCAAUUUCUUAUCACUUGAAACGUCAACAUUUGCUAACUUUUGGAUAUCCUUUUGGUUACACCAAAGAAAAAGUUAUGGCUAUUUUUCCUUGAACUGCCUGCAGUAUCAUAUCCUCACUGAGAAAGGUUUAUCGAAAUCUAUUAUAUAUUAUCUUACUUUGACGAAAAUGCUGAAUAGCUCUUGUUAGUCUAAUAAACUGAUAAAAAUUGGUAGGGCUUGGGAAUGAAUUAGCCCUGGGAAAUGAGUUUUUAGAUUAAAAAGAUUUUUUUUUGCA